AUUUUUAUUUCCGCGUUGCUCUCGCGGAAAUAAAAAAAGGUUUGUCACUAAUAUUCUCUCGUAAGUUCGGCGUUCACACUACUUGAAAUGUAAGUAUACUUUUAUGCCUUUUUAUAAAGGUUGUGUAACUUUCUACUAAAAUCACCUAUACAUCGAUGUGAACGUAUCGUAAGACGUAAUAUAUGAAGCUAGAAACAAUAGCAACACACUCUUAUUUGCGCAAGUGUUCAAGCGUAACCGAAGUACCCUAAUAAUUAGUCAUUUUGCUUACGAUCGUGUACACAGUCAUGUUUCUCUACGUUCUUAUUACUUAUCAAGUUUUACUUGCUUCUGGAAAGAUAUUGAAUUUUCCAAGUAAAGGAAAUAUCGAUUUGGAUAAUGGUAUAUCAAUAUCGGAUAAACCUACAACAACUUUAACGCAUUUCGAAGAGUGGGAUGAUACACUAUGGGUUUUGAAGUUAAACGAUGGAUUGAAUUUGACGAAUUUAAGAUCGGCAACUGAAAGCGAAGAGGAAUAUUUCGACGACGAAAUUGGACCAAUGAUACACAGACAUCCUCUAGCAUACUUGAGUUACAAAAGACGACAAAACACAAGAAGAGUAAAAAAAGACGACCCAAAGAAAUCAUAUCCAAUUGAUCAUAUCUUCAAAGAUGUACAUCUAACGAAUGAAAAAAAUGAAGAAUUUAAUAACGAAGUUAAAAACGCAGUUAUGCAGAUGAUCAACAAGUUUGUAUUAUCGUUUCAAAAACAACCUGAUUCUAAUUUACCUGAAACUAUGGACGCAUACGAAACUCCAACGUUAACCCUGUAUUUUAAAGGACCUUUUACAGCGUUAAUAGUGAAUUACCAGCGCUUGGUAUGGCAGUUUUUUCUCAAACCUCCGUCACCACUUCCCGAAUGGUUCUACAACGAGCAUUCCAAUAUAACCCUUGGUAAAAAUGGAAUGUAUGUAGCAAUCCCAGGCGUUAUUAAGGAAGAAUUUUACGAGAAACUCCUUCAUUUGUUAGAAAAAUUAUUCAGCUUUCCAAUUUAAUUAUAUAACAUUUCGAUAAUUACUUGUUUAUAAAAUCUAUUUUCUCA
Messenger RNA from Papilio polytes (common Mormon), 1081 nucleotides. RefSeq lists its product as uncharacterized. The coding region runs from base 288 to 1034 and encodes 248 amino acids. NCBI's taxonomy places the organism in Eukaryota, Metazoa, Arthropoda, Insecta, Lepidoptera, Papilionidae. The record is from RefSeq and is a predicted model, not a curated record. The transcript is spliced from 4 exons.